AGGCUACCCUACCUCCUCUACACUCUAACCACUAGGCUACCCUACCUCCUCUACACUCUAACCACUAGGCUGCCGCCCCAACUACUAACUUCAGUGUCUAUAUUGUCAUCCACCUGGUCUGUUGUUGUUGUUGUAAUGACCAUGUUGUCCUCUGUUCUUAUUUCCCCCAGUGGUCUGUUGUUGUUGUUGUUGUUGUUGUUGUUGUAUUGACCAUGUUGUCCUCUGUUCUUAUUUCCCCCAGUGGUCUGUUGUUGUUGUUGUUGUUGUUGUAUUGACCAUGUUGUCCUCUGUUCUUAUUUCCCCCAGUGGUCUGGCUGUGUUGGGCCGGGCUGGGAGGUGGUGGUGGUGGUCUCUGGGUGCUGGUCUAGGUGGAGAGGCAGAGGCAGGAGGAGCCUACAGUGAAGGAGUGACUGUGGGUGUUGAGGUGGUGCCCGUGCCAGGCCAUGCCUGGGGGCCAGAGAGGGCAGAGGAGAUUCCCAGAGGCUGCUCUGCUCUGCCCUCCCUGGAGACACUGGUAGGAGGCAGCCUCAGCAAUGGCAACAGACCCAGAAACAGGAGCACUGUGCUGACUGAAGUGGUGGAGAAACUGAAGAAGACAGGACUCCAGGCUGCUCCCCCUCCUGCUCUGUGCUAUGCUGGACCUGGAGAUGUGGUGUGUGAUGUCUGCAGUGGGACCAGAAAGCAGAAAGCCCUCAUGUCCUGUCUGGCGUGUCUGGCCUCUUACUGUGAGACUCACCUCCAACCUCACUAUGAAUCUCCUGCUUUCAAGAAGCACAAGCUGGUCAAAGCCACGGCACAACUACAGGAGAAGAUCUGCUCUCAUCAUGACAAACUGCUGGAGGUUUACUGUCGUACCGAUCAGCAGUGUAUCUGUCUGCUGUGUGUGAUGGAUGAACAUAAAGGCCAUGAUACAGUGUCAGCUGCAGCAGAGAGGACUGAGAAACAGAGGCAGCUGGGGAUGAGUCAGCAGAAGGUCCAGCAGAGAUUCCAGGAGAGAAAGAAGGAGCUGAAGAAGCUCCAACAGGCUGUGAAGUCUUUCAAGGUGAGUAUUGGUGACUAGAGGAGACACACCAUUUCACUUCUCCCCUCCAGUCAGAGAGAGAGAGAGAGGGGCCCCUAUCCAAUCCCACUGACCCCACUGUUGGGAACAGGCUGUCUGGACCCCUUUCAGAGAAUAGACUGGUUCAUGUAACCGACUGGGCUGCCUCAUCACAUAACCAUGAGUAACCAUGACGACUCAUGUCCCCUAUACAUUAAUAUGGAGCUCUUUCUCUCUCAAUUCAAUUCAAAGGUCUUUAUUGGCAUGGGAAACAUAUCUUUACUAUGCCAAAGCAAGUGAAGUAGAUAAUAAACAAUCAUGAAUGAACAGUAAACAUUAAACAACAAUAAUUUUCAAAUUAAUAGAGACAUUUCAAAUGUUAUAAUUCAAGUGCAAACAGAGUCGUGCCCCAGACUGAGUUCUGGAGGUGAAAUGGAAAUGAAUGAGGGAGAGUUCAGUGAGGUAGAAGGUGUGGAGAAGAGUUCAGAACCAGAGAAGUAUUUGGUCAUAUGAGAUUUGACUUCAGAAGAGUUCCAGGGGGUGUUGAGUGGUGGUGUCCCGUCCUCCCAGGUCGUUGUCAUGGUGUCUGCAUUGUAGUGGAAUGGGGUAGUGGGUUUUUAAUGAGUGUAGGGUUAGUUGGAAGGGUGUUACUUAGUAUUAUCAUCAUUAUAUUAUUAUUAGGCACAUGCGCUGAAUACAACAGGUGUUUUUGCCUUACAGUGAAAUGCUGAAUACAACAGGUGUUUUUACCUUAUACCUUUUACCUUAAAGUAACAAGUAAUUAAAGAGCAGCAGUAACAAUAGUGAGACUAAAAACAGACUAUAUACAGAUGGGAACCGGUACAGAGUCAAUGCACGGGGUCAUCGGUUAGUUGAGUUCAUAUCAAGACUUGUAUGUGUUGUGAUAUUGUUGUCAGGAUGUUGAAGAGAGGGAAAGAUUGAAGUGUCAUUGGGGUUGGACGGGGUUGGGGGAGUUUGGAAGGGAUUUGGGGGAUGGGGAGGGUCUAUUAGAAGUUAGUAGGACUCAGAAGUACUGAGUUAGGUAGGAGGAUUUAGAGUGGUGUAAACCAUGAUUGAACACACUCCAGAACAGUAGGUGGCGCCAUGCACCUUUAACGUUGGUUUGAGGACCUCCAUUAUAUCAUAGAAGAAGAAGUUGGUCUGUGAGGGUUUUGUUGUUCCUGAGGAGGGCUACUAUUCUUUUCUCUUUUGGUUUUCAAGUAUUUUCAGAAUUUAUUAAAGCCAAAGCUAAAGCUUCCCUAAAUAAUUCAAUAUAUCAGUCAAUAUAUUUUCUCUGUGAUUUAUUUUCUCUCCGUCAACCGUUCCAUCGCAUCUUAACCGUCUUACCGGGCGGGCUCUAGGACCCGGGGGAAGCUGCUGCUGUAGAGGCUGCUGCACCGCUCGUGACUGUCAGUCCUCCUUGUAGCUCAUUGGUUAAGCUGUGGCUCGAGCCUGUUAACAGUUAACGGACAGGAAACGGCUCUGACAGGACACAUUCAUGUCGAGGCAGUGAUGUGAAUGUGUGGUAAGUUAGAAUAGAGAGAGAGAGUUUUCACUACUAUAGACUUUGGUCAUAAUCAAAGCUUUGUUAACCAAUAGGUUUUUAUGUGAGGCUGCCUGUAAGUUACAGUGUAACAGACGUUACUAAGGGUAACGGUGUCUUUUAAAUUCGACAUAAGUUAUGUGGCGAUGAUAUCUAGUUAACGUUGUAUUUAAUGUAGUGUAAUGACCUGACUAGAUCAUAAAGGAACAAUUGUCCAGACAGAGGAUUGAGUUACGAAUUGACGGUUUAUUAGCAACUUUACACAGGCUACUGUUUGGCCUUAGCUCACGCCAAAUAAAUGAAAGAUACCCCACAAGCCAAUCGGGACCUUCUCUUGUGAAGCCCAGACGGAAGAGAGAGAACAAAGGCUGAACCUUAACUUCCAAUGCC
Molecule: messenger RNA, 2972 nt
Organism: Oncorhynchus kisutch (coho salmon)
Lineage: Eukaryota; Metazoa; Chordata; Actinopteri; Salmoniformes; Salmonidae
Product: tripartite motif-containing protein 29-like
Exons: 3
Coding region: 278-1060 (260 amino acids)
Molecular function (GO): zinc ion binding
Source: RefSeq, a predicted model, not a curated record